UCAGCUUAAUGCAGAGUUGUGACAGGUGACAGCUGAUUGUGAGGUCGAGUUGUGCAGUGCAAAGUGUUACGCAGUGUUUUUCACUAUUUUCUUAAUAAAUGAAAAUUAUUGACUAAACAACGAACUAUUACAGUGUCGAAUCUUCCCAAAUUACACUUCGAAUCACCACUUAAACCUUCUAAAAGUGUACCUUUGUGUGAUUAUAAGGAUAAAAGUUGUUUUUUUCGACAAAAAAAUCCUAUGGUGUGUGCGAAUAUAAAUAUUAGUGUUGUCGAGUAAUGUGAGGUGGUGACGUCACAAGAUGGCGGUCGGAGAGGCGCGUGUCCCUCUCCUGCACGGCGACAGGCAAGCACCGGCGCAUACGCAUCAUGAGCCAGCAGUCCACAAAGCCCCCCUGGACCACUCGGGCCUGGGGCGCGGCACCACGGUGGUGACGUCACUAGUGGCCGGCGCCACCGCCGGGGCCAUCGCCAAGACUGCCAUAGCACCGCUCGAUCGCACCAAGAUCAACUUCCAGAUCUCACAAACCCCCUACUCCUGGAGGGCUGCGAUAAACUUCCUCCUGAAGUGCGCGCGCACGGAGGGCCUGCUGGCCCUCUGGCGCGGCAACAGCGCCACCAUGGCGCGCAUAGUGCCGUACGCUGCCAUACAGUUCACUGCGCACGAGCAGUGGAAGAAGGCGCUUGGAGUCGACACGCCGCAGAGUGCUAAAGCCCACCCAGUCCUGCACCUAGUAGCGGGUUCCCUAGCCGGCGUGACCUCCCAGUCAGCGACCUAUCCCCUGGACAUGGCCCGCGCUCGCAUGGCCGUCACCAACGUCGCAGAAUACAGCACAUUAAGAACUGUCUUCGUCAGGGUAGCGCAGGAUGAGGGGCUAAGGACACUUUACAGAGGCUACUCCGCGACGGUGCUGGGCGUGAUUCCCUACGCCGGCGUCUCCUUCUUCACAUACGACACGCUCAAACAUAAGUAUUUAGAAUAUUUCGGCAAGCCGCAAGGCGCGCUAGUGAACGUGGCGCUGGGCGGGUGCGCGGGCGCCAUCGCGCAGACGGCGUCGUACCCGCUGGACAUCGUGCGCCGGCGCAUGCAGACCGCGCGCCGCCGGACCGACGGCACCUACCCGUACCGGAGCAUCGGGGAAACUCUUGUUGUAGUUUACAAGUCGGAAGGAUGGCGCGGAUUUUUCAAAGGUCUCAGCAUGAACUGGGUAAAAGGCCCCAUAGCUGUCGGCAUAUCUUUCGCCACGUACGAUGCUAUAAAGAAUACACUAAGAGACAUAGCUGUACAUUUUAAUAGCUAGCCUUUAGAUAUUUUGGUUUGAAGCAAGCUUGCAAUAGGUAUGAUGACGGGGUAUGAAAAUUAAAACAUCUAUUUAGUCCGUCAGUUAGGUAAUGAAAAAAUAUUAGACACGUAUUUUUUUUUUUAUUUUGUCAUAUAAGAUAACAAUACUGAGAUUAAAACGAAACAAAGUUUAAGAGUGGGAGCAAAUACGUCAUUUCUACGUGUAAAAUGUACCUAGAAGUGAUGUCACGCGAUAUUUCAAAUCAAUAUAUCUUCGAAAGUAUUUGUUUCCGUGAGAAAAUAAAAAAUACGUGUGUAAUGUUUUAAAAUAAUCUACAAGACGGACAUUGAAAUAGAAAUUAGUCAUCUACCCUAUUGGAGGGGAGAGGGGAUUUGGAUUUAUAGAGGAAUGAGUGGGAGUGAAUUCUUCACAGAGGAUUGAAUUCUGAAAUGAAGAGUAAUUCUCUUGUGAAGAAGAUUAGCACAAUAGAGUGGGUUUAAAGAAUCUUAUACAUACAUAUAUAAGAUAUGUAUAUCAAAUGUAUUUUAAUUAUUAUGUUAUCGGUUUUCUCACGUAACUGUUUGACGAGGAACUCGACUAGUUUCAAGCCAUGCUAGAGGCUCAUAUUCAUGAGCAGCAUUCCGCGACACACGACGCGGCGACUGUCGCUGCUACUGACGAGUCGAGUGUGGCGCCCUCUGGGACAUUAGACUCGUUUGAGGACUGCGUAAGUGU
Spodoptera frugiperda (fall armyworm) is the source of this 2017-nucleotide messenger RNA. RefSeq names its product mitochondrial coenzyme A transporter SLC25A42 (gene DPCoAC). NCBI's taxonomy places the organism in Eukaryota, Metazoa, Arthropoda, Insecta, Lepidoptera, Noctuidae. Gene Ontology annotation, biological process: transmembrane transport. Bases 302 to 1300 code for a protein of 332 amino acids. The transcript is spliced from 9 exons. The record is from RefSeq and is a predicted model, not a curated record.